Molecule: messenger RNA, 1392 nt
Organism: Mycena citricolor
Lineage: Eukaryota; Fungi; Basidiomycota; Agaricomycetes; Agaricales; Mycenaceae
Source: the annotation of a GenBank genome assembly
GUCGAUCCUUCUUCCUUUCUCCCCGCAACAUUCAUUCCUUUCUCAUCCCCGCGAGUGUACCUGGAGUACUGAGGCUUUCUCACCGGAGUCUCUCGCGUCUCUUCUUCACCUUCGCUCCUUCGUUUCUUCACAUCCGGAAUGUCGACGACCCCUCCCGCCUCUGAUGACGACGCCGGAUCCCCGCAGCAGCGGCGGUCGCUCAUCGGCUUGUUCCUUGCUUUCCAAAUCAUUGGCUUGAUCGGCAGCAUCGCGCUUGUGCUUACGACCACCCUCUCCCGACGCGCCUCACGUAGUGCAACGUGGCAGAACUUCUUUACAUCGUGGAUCGUCUCUGCAAUCUCGUACUCGCUGCUUCUUUUUACGAGCCAGGCGUACAAUGACACUCCACCGUUUGGAGUAUGCUUGGCUCAGGCAGGAUUGAUCUACGCGAUGCCCUCGUUCACGGCGGCCACCACCUUCGGCUUGAUCACUCAAAUUUGGUUUACCAUGCAAAGUCUCCUGAAAAGGAGAAUUGCGUCCGAGAGAUAUUGGGUCAUCGCACUCAUCAUCAUUCCCUAUUGUUUUCUCGUCGCGAUGGCCACUGCAUCAUGGGCUACCGGAUCUGCUGAUCCAGCUUCCGUUGGCCUCAUCGGAAGCGGAAUGUACUGUCACAUCGACGCCGCCUCAGGGAAACUAGGCAAAAUUUCUGGCGCUCUUGUGGCAUUGAUACUACUUCCGACGGUGGCGAUCGAAAUCUCGAUUUGUGUAGCGCUCCGACAACACUGGAAGACUUUUCGCCGAGUCCGCCACUCGUUUUCGAUCAUGAUUCGGGUCAUGGUGUUCACGCUUAUCGGAUUAUUGGCAGUUUCUAUCGGGGCGCUUUUCGUCUUCAGCAGCAAUCAUGGACCAGCGAUGAACAUCGUUCUCGCAGCCAUGCCGUUCGUCUCCGCAGUCAUCUUCGCGUCGCAGAGGGAUAUAAUCUCGGUGUGGAUGUUCUGGAGACCGUCGCCCAGCGACCAAACGCUCUCCGAAACUAGCACGAGCACCACAAAUUCCACUGCUGCACUGGUCAAAGCUUAGGUGUCUUUCAACUCCACUUGGCUGAAACUGUGGAUGAUGUCCGGAACAAGGUGUACAUAAGUCGUUAUUUUGUAUAGUCGAUAAGUUUUUGUACAUCUUAUUUAUGACCAUUCAGAAGGGUCAGGUGGUCAGGGGGAGAGAGACGCCUUACAUAAGCGUCUGAUUACGGGGAUGAUCUAGUAUGUGCGAUACCUUACAGACAUUCAGCUACGAACUCCGACGUUACGCUCUUCCCUGCUCAUUGCCCGGAACCUUUGCUCCAAGGUUUCAAAACCACGAACACCAGUCUCUCCACACAGUUCACGGACAGUGCUUGCAAUGUCAUCAAUGAGC